This is a messenger RNA of Aplosporella prunicola CBS 121167, 1651 nucleotides long. RefSeq lists its product as uncharacterized. Lineage: Eukaryota; Fungi; Ascomycota; Dothideomycetes; Botryosphaeriales; Aplosporellaceae. Gene Ontology annotation, molecular function: Delta14-sterol reductase activity. Gene Ontology annotation, biological process: ergosterol biosynthetic process. The record is from RefSeq and is a predicted model, not a curated record. The coding region runs from base 50 to 1567 and encodes 505 amino acids. The transcript has 3 exons. Gene Ontology annotation, cellular component: endoplasmic reticulum membrane.
CGCGCCACUCUUCCAUCUUCCUCUACACCUCCACUACUCCAAUCCCACCAUGAGCCAGCUACGAGAGAGAAAGCCCAAUGGGCAAUUGGCAUCGCCCGCCGCGACUCCCAAGGAGAAGCGUGCCCACCCCAUGGAAUUCGGCGGCCCACUUGGAGCUGCUGGUGUAUCCUUUGGCCUCCCUAUCCUGUGCUACAUCUUCGCCUUUGUCUGCAAUGACGUGUCCGGCUGUCCUGCGCCAUCUCUCCUACACCCCUCAACCCUUUCGCUUGAUCAAUUGAAGAAGGAGGUUGGAUGGCAAGGCUUCUCCAGCUUGCUCAAUGUGCAGACUGUGGGCUGGACUCUGGCAUACUAUCUGUUCAGCCUUGUACUGAACGCAGUCCUGCCCGCGCAGGAGAUUCACGGUGUGCAGUUACGCUCUGGUGGGAAGCUCAAAUAUAGGUUCAAUGCAUUCUCAUCGGCCAUGGUAACAAUGGCAAUUGCUGCCGUGGGGACACUCAUCUAUGGCGCUGAAUUCCCCCUGUGGUCCUUCAUCUGGACAAACUACAUCCCAAUUCUCACGACGAAUAUCCUCAUCUCCUACAUACUGGCAACCUUUGUUUAUGUUCGAAGCUUCUCCGUCAAGCGAGGCAAUUCCGAGAAUCGUGAGCUCGCGGUUGGUGGCCAUAGUGGGAACAUGCUUUACGACUGGUUCAUUGGACGAGAACUCAACCCCCGGAUCACUCUACCUCUUCUCGGCGAGAUUGACAUCAAGUCUUGGAUGGAACUGCGGCCAGGAAUGCUUGCCUGGAUCUUGUUUGACCUCGCGUUCAUCGCGCGUCAGUAUGCAAACUUUGGCAAGAUUACCGUCAGUAUCCUCAUCGUCACGUUUGCCCAGGCGUUCUAUGUGUUCGAUGCACUUUACAUGGAACCGGCAAUACUUACUACAAUGGACAUUACGACGGACGGCUUUGGUAUUAUGCUUGCCUUUGGCGAUCUUGUGUGGGUCCCAUUCACGUACUCGCUCCAGGCGCGAUACCUCGCCAUUCACCCCAAGGAGCUGUCUUACAUGGAAAUCGCUGCCAUCCUCGCCGUGCAGGGUGCAGGCUAUUACAUCUUCCGUGGUGCAAACAACGAGAAGAACCGUUUCCGCAGCAACCCUGAGGAUCCCAAGGUCAAACAUCUGAAAUACAUGGAGACGAGUGCCGGCAGCAAGCUGCUUAUUUCUGGAUGGUGGGGAACAGCAAGGCACAUCAACUACCUGGGCGACUGGUUCAUGUCUUGGGCCUAUGUCCUCCCUACCGGCAUCGCCGGCUAUGUUAUAUUGCACUCCUCACCUGCUCCUGAUUCUGAUGGCAAAUCGCCUGCAGACGGUAGCUUCAUUGGCGGACAGCCAGUGAAGACAGAGAUUGUCCCCGGUGAAGCAAAAGGAUGGGGCAUGCUUGUUACCUACUUCUUUAUGAUUUACUUUGCCAUCCUUUUGAUCCAUCGCGAGAUGAGGGACGAGGAAAAGUGCAAAGCCAAGUAUGGGAAAGACUGGGACGAGUACUGCAAAAAGGUCCCUUAUAGGAUUGUUCCUGGCCUCUAUUAGGGGAGAAACCACGCAAAUGUUUGUCGCUUUCAUUAUAGUAUUAACCAAAAGGCGAGUCCAUAAAUUUCAUAAUGGAGUCUAGGU